UCAAUAUUUGUUGACUAUUUCGUUAAGGAUUACGUGAGGAAAAGGAACUUAAUUCUCAGUUUAUUAGCUCUGGAGAUAGAGCUGUUGAUGACGUGGCACAACCCGACCGCCGCACCCGAAGCCAUCAUUCAGGGCGAAGAGACCAUUUCUAAAUGGCGUAAUCAACCCAUCACUGAACGCACGUGGAAAGAGACGGCCCGACUCGCGUGGGAGAUAUCACCGACGCUGGCCGUAUUCCUCCCGUGCAGGUUUAAGAAUUCCGAUGAGAUUAAGGACGAGAUCUCGCGUUUGGUUCGCUUGAAUCCAAUAGUUGUCUGUCAUAUUCCGGAAGCACUUCAGUAUUUGGUCACAUCUGAAAGCAUUUUACACGACUCACCAGAGUUGACUCAUAUGCUCACCUGGACUCCAGUCUCGCCAAUACAAGCCCUGUCCUACUUCUCUCGUCAAUACCCUCCGCAUCCGAUCACAGCUCAGUAUGCGAUACGAAAUCUCAUUAAUUAUGAUCCGAAUGUGAUAAUGUUUUGCAUUCCACAACUGGUUCAAGCGGUUCGUUACGAUAGCAUGGGAUAUAUAUCGCAAUUCAUACGAUGGGCGGCCACAACAUCGCAACUACUGUCCCAUCAGUUGAUAUGGAAUAUGCAAACCAAUAUGUAUAAGGAUGAGGACCAACAGGAACCCGACCAGGAUUUAUAUGAACCCCUCGAACACAUCACUAAUACAAUAGUGGACUCACUCUCAGGACCGGCCAAAGAGUUCUACGAAAGAGAGUUUGACUUUUUCGGUAAAAUAACUGCCAUUUCUGGUGAGAUUCGCAAUUAUCCCAAAGGGAAAGAGCGUAAGGAAGCGCUUUUGAAAGCACUCCGCAAAAUAAAGGUUCAGUUGGGCUGCUAUUUGCCAUCAAAUGCCGAGGCAUUGGUGUUAGAUAUCGACCCCGAAAAGGGAAUUCCACUGCAAAGCGCAGCAAAAGCGCCGUUUUUGGCACGUUUUAAGGUAUCGCUGUGUGGAAGCGAUCAACUCGAACGACUGGCCAUGUCUUCCGAUACUAAUAAUACCAAUAAUCACAAAAUGUCUUUAGGCGUUGAGCUAUGGCAGGCGGCCAUCUUUAAAGUGGGCGAUGAUGUCCGACAAGAUAUGUUGGCGCUUCAGAUCAUCGGUUUAUUCAAAAACAUAUUCCUCAAAGUGGGAAUCGAUGUCUUUCUAUUCCCAUACAAAGUGAUCGCCACAUCUCCCGGU
Molecule: messenger RNA, 1233 nt
Organism: Medioppia subpectinata
Lineage: Eukaryota; Metazoa; Arthropoda; Arachnida; Sarcoptiformes; Oppiidae
Source: the annotation of a GenBank genome assembly